AUGGAUUAUAGUGAUAGAGUUAACAGUAAGAAGGGUGCAGGUGCUCUUGCUGAUCAUCAUGAAGCCAAUGUACAUAAACGACAAAGAGUUAAGGAACUUUUAACUUCAACUAUUCUUAAUCUUGAUAAUGAUCCUUAUGUAUUCAAAAAUCAUUUGGGAUUGUUAGAAUGCAAGUUAUGUUUAACUACUCAUGUUAAUGAAUCCUCAUAUAUUUCUCAUGUUGGAGGAAGAAAACAUCAAUUGAAUCUUGAAAGAAGAAGAUUGCUAGAUGAUAAGAAUAAAGUCAUCACUAAGAAAGGUGUAUCUAUCAAUAAUGUCAAUAAGAGAACAUGGAAUAAGAUAGGUAAACCACAAUUUAAGAUCGAUAAGAUAAGACAUGACAAUAAUCAAUUGGGACUUCUAUUGAAUGUAAAAUGUCCCAAAGCGUUGAAAGAACCAUUCUUUCGAUUCCAGAAUUAUUUCGAGUUAACUGCUAAGAAUCAAAAUAUCAUCAAAUCGUCUAUCGAUAAGUUCUCCCAAGAUAAAUCCCUGACGGAUGAAAGUAAUUAUCUUUACCUCAUCAUAUCAUGUGAACCUUAUGAAAACAUAUGUCUAAUAAUCCCUAAUAAGGAUAUUGACGGGAAAGUAGAUGAAAUAUCUGAAAAAUUCUGGUGGUAUUGGGAUAAUGAUUUAAAGGAAUAUUACCUUCAGUUUUUGUUUAAAUAA
Yamadazyma jaroonii is the source of this 705-nucleotide messenger RNA. NCBI's taxonomy places the organism in Eukaryota, Fungi, Ascomycota, Pichiomycetes, Serinales, Debaryomycetaceae. The record is from the annotation of a GenBank genome assembly.